CAGUUGUUGCAGGAAGUUGCGCAGACGACUGGCCAGGCACCAUGGCGCCCCUAGACUUGGAUAAAUAUGCAGAGAUUGCAAAACAGUGUAAAUACCUCCCAGAAAAUGACCUCAAGAGGUUGUGUGACUAUGUGUGUGACCUUCUGCUGGAGGAGUCCAACGUUCAGCCCGUUUCCACUCCUGUGACAGUAUGUGGUGACAUACAUGGACAGUUUUAUGAUCUGUGUGAACUCUUCCGAACUGGUGGCCAGGUUCCAGACACAAACUACAUAUUUAUGGGUGACUUUGUUGACCGAGGAUAUUACAGUUUGGAGACGUUCACCUACCUGUUGGUGCUGAAAGCCAAAUGGCCCGACCGCAUCACACUUCUUCGUGGGAACCAUGAGAGCAGACAGAUCACCCAAGUUUACGGCUUUUAUGAUGAGUGCCAGACCAAGUAUGGGAAUGCAAACGCUUGGCGUUACUGCACCAAAGUGUUUGAUAUGUUAACGGUUGCAGCUCUGAUGGACGAGCAGAUCCUGUGUGUCCAUGGAGGCCUCUCCCCAGACAUUAAAACUCUCGAUCAAAUUCGAACCAUUGAGCGGAACCAGGAGAUCCCCCACAAAGGAGCAUUUUGUGAUCUGGUGUGGUCAGACCCUGAAGACGUGGACACCUGGGCCAUCAGCCCCAGAGGAGCCGGCUGGCUCUUUGGUGCAAAGGUCACUAAUGAGUUUGUUCACAUCAACAACCUGAAGCUGAUCUGCAGGGCGCAUCAGCUCGUCCAUGAAGGCUACAAGUUCAUGUUUGAUGAGAAGCUGGUCACAGUGUGGUCAGCACCUAACUACUGCUAUCGCUGCGGCAACAUCGCCUCCAUUAUGGUCUUCAAAGACGCGAACACAAGAGAGCCAAAGCUCUUCAGGGCAGUGCCUGACUCUGAGAGGGUUAUUCCACCACGAACGACAACACCUUAUUUCCUGUAAGCACAUAAAAACCAAAACCGUGCAGCCAUUUGUUCACUGCACAGAUGGUGACUGCGACAGUGGCAUCAGCACUUGUGAACCCAUAUGAAUUUUGUAUUGUACAUUUAGAGUAUUUGCAGUGCAUAUAUUGGUGCCAACUGUUGUUCCCACUUUGGCAUUUAAUGCCAUUAUUCUGCAGCUAAGAUCACACUGAGAUAUUACAGCUGUGUAAGUUGGCUAAACAGUAUGGCUGUGCUGUUGAAGUGUUUGAAGGAAUGAUUGAAACAACACAGAAGUCAGCUAACCCUUGUAAAAUGUUCAUAUUUAUAAAUCUCAAUUUUACUUUACUAUAGAAACUCACUCUGCUGAGCAAUUUGCAGGUGCAGUGUUAUAUACAACAUUUCAUUUAUUUUGUUAUGGUGAUAUGUGAAAGCUAGGUGUAACAUAAUAAAGCACUGCACAAAAGCAAAACAUACAUCUACUCUGACAAAUUUCAGUAGAGGUAUACACUUAGUAUUAUUAUGUAAUCUCAUAAAUAAACGUGAAUCUGAGAGUUGAUGUGUAAAAAAUGACUAUAUCAAAUGUUAGAUUUCUGUACUGUUAAGCCUGUGGUACCGUAAAAGCUUCUCUGAUUUCCAGUUUGAAAUCCGAUGUAAUUAUUAUUUUCCUGAGUGUCGCCAUGCUGUUUUUAAAUAAAGAAAUCCAAAAAUUGGAAAAAA
Molecule: messenger RNA, 1657 nt
Organism: Epinephelus lanceolatus (giant grouper)
Lineage: Eukaryota; Metazoa; Chordata; Actinopteri; Perciformes; Serranidae
Product: serine/threonine-protein phosphatase 6 catalytic subunit
Molecular function (GO): protein serine/threonine phosphatase activity
Source: RefSeq, a predicted model, not a curated record